Mytilus californianus (California mussel) is the source of this 4349-nucleotide messenger RNA. RefSeq lists its product as uncharacterized. Gene Ontology annotation, biological process: reticulophagy; positive regulation of macroautophagy; innate immune response. Bases 306 to 2366 code for a protein of 686 amino acids. Lineage: Eukaryota; Metazoa; Mollusca; Bivalvia; Mytilida; Mytilidae. The transcript is spliced from 11 exons. Gene Ontology annotation, molecular function: 2',3'-cyclic GMP-AMP binding; cyclic-di-GMP binding. The record is from RefSeq and is a predicted model, not a curated record. Gene Ontology annotation, cellular component: autophagosome; endoplasmic reticulum membrane.
GAGGAGACAUGAGUGAACUUUGUUAAAAAUAAAAUUGGAAAUUUCAGUGUCUAUUUUUAGAAACCUACAAGGUAAACCCUUCAACAGAGGGAAGUGCAUUUCAGAACAUAGAACUUGUAUAGAUUAAUUAACAGGAAUGACAAUAUUAUUUUGUGGUAAAGCUUAUUAUGAAAAUGGACAUGCACUGUUACAAGAGAUGAGAUUCUUUGCCAUGAAAGUAGCGGGAUGAUCGGAUUCAAAUAAUCUACUUUCACUUUGUUAUUACAUCAGUGGAAUUAAAUAAUUCGAAAUAACAGAAAACAGCAAUGGACAGUUGGAUAGAUGAGAUAAGAAAUUCUGAAGUUCUGUUGAUCUUUGAUGACAGUGAUGAUUUCUACAUUAAAAAAUGGAUUAUUCCAGAACUUGAAGCCAAAAAUCUAAAAUUUGUGUUGCCAGAAAUCCAUAUACCACCUGGCAGACCAAAACUAAGUUUGAUGCCUGAAGCCAUUGAAAAUAGUAAAAAAGUAUUAAUUAUAUUGUCUGAGCACACAAAGAAAAGAUUUAAAUGUACUUUUGAAAUUUUUCUUGCUCUAGAGAAAAGUUUAAGUACAAACAAAAUGUGUGUGACGAUUGCAUUGCUAGGAUCAUUAGAUAGAAGAGAUGUUCCAAAAAUCCCUAUGUUAGAGCACAGUAUGAUAGCCAAAGUUACAGAAAAUGACCAACCUUAUACUAUUGAAAAAGUUAUCGAAAAUAUCAAAGAUGAUAGUGUAACUCUGAGUGAGAAAAUGCCAGCUGGCAACUUAGCAACAGGAUUAGCUUGGAGUCAUUUUUUAGGAUAUCUGAGUAUAAUUCUACCAGAACUUGCUACAAAUAUCAUUGAAUGUGAAUGGUUUCAAAGAUUUCAAGGUAAAAUGUCAACGCGUUUCUUUAUGCUGUUACCAAAGUCAGGAACAUGUCGGCCAUUACAAGACCAGGACAGCAGAAUUACUCAUGUUGGUAACCUUAAAAUAGAAGUCCACAUUGCUGGAACUAAAAGGGUGUAUACUCCAAAUGUGUACUGCAUACAAGAUGAAGAGAAACAGGAACAUUAUUACUGCUGUGCAGAAAUACCCAAUGCUUUUGGUUGUAUUGGGAAGAUAUUUCAUGAGAAGUUGGGGAUGUUAAAUUCUCAACAGAGAAACCUUGAAGUGGAGAGAUUUUACCAUGUAUUGGACCAGAUACUGAGCCAUGAAAACAACAAACGAUGUCACAUGUUAUAUGAGGUUAUAACAUAUAAUGAUGAAGAUAAAACAGAAGAUGGUUUACCUAGUACACAUAUACUCAGACAUUUCCAUAAAGAACAUACAGAAGACAGGGAUGAGGAAACAAAGUCCCAUAAAAAGUAUAAGUAUGAUGUCUGUCUUCUGUAUGGUAAAGAUGAUGAAAACAAGGCACAUUUCAUUAGACAGACACUGAUGGCAAAACCAGAUAAACCCAGAAUUGCCGAGGCAUGCCCAGAUCAAGUGUCCAUAGCAGAGGUUACAGAACAAGUCAAGGAUUCUAAAUGGGUUGUGUUACUUUUAUCCAAAAACCAGAAAUGGUUUGAAUUUUGGAUAGUAGAACUUUUAUGUAGUGGUGUUGAGACUGGUGAAUUUGAAUCACAAGACAUAUGUGUACUUCCAUUAUUGUAUAAUGUUGACCCAGAAUCCAUUCCAUCAUUUAUAAGGUGGCUGACAUAUAUUGAAGCUAAAGAAGGUGAAGAUUUUGUGGAAAGAAUAUAUGAAAUCAUCAAAGGACAAAGGGUAGCUUUAAGGACACAGAGUCCUGUUGGGAAUGUACAUGAAGGACUGGUAUGGGGAUUUGUUGUCAAUUACUUACGUCAUGUUUUACCAGAUAUUACAGAAAGAAUAAAGCAAAAAUUACAUCAACUUGGAGUAGAUACAAGUGAUCGACGGAAUCAUUAUCAUACUGGCUUGUUAGAACUGGUUCCACAGAAUUGUGAGGUACCAGCUAGGAUGGAUAUAAUAUCAGAUCAAUUUAAGAUAGAGAACAUGGGACGUAUUGAAGCUACAAAGAAACAACAGCAACAGAAAGUUGUCAGAGUAUUUGCAUGUAACUUUUACAAAUUGACAAAGAAGGAUGGUGACUCUUAUUACUUUGCUGGUGAAUUUGCUACACCAAUCAGAACAUUACAUGGAAUGGGUGCCUCUGUUAUCUGUGGUCUUACAGCAGACAAAAUGAAGAAAGAAGUAAAGAUGUUUACUGACAAACUGGAAAGAAUUAUGAAGAAGGAAAAUGAUGGACAAAACUGUGCCAUACUUCGGGUUAAUGGUGAGAAUCAAAAUCUUGUAGAUGAGGUGAUUAAAGAAAUCCGUGAGAAUGAGAUUUGGCAGAAAAGUCAACAAUAAAAGGACAGCAGAUAAUAAUGUCAACAACAAUACUUAAAUAUGGCAUCAAAAGGCAUAACUACAAAGUACAAAGUAUAAAAAUAAACAUGAAUAAAUAGUAAAAUACUUAUCUUUAGGUUGCAACUGUCUGCCGUGUUAAGAAUCUUUUAAAUAAAUGGUUAACUGAAUGUUGAAGCAUUGUAUAAAUGGACAAAUGUUAGUUGACAUCAUUAGUUAAUGAUCUGAAGGAAGAUUUCAAUCCCUUCAUGUAUCUGAAAAAAAUACUGGGUAACAUUUUUAGAUAUUGCUUUAAAGAUAAGAAUAUUUUUUUAUGAUAAAAAAGUAUUUGUCAAUCAAAGAAUGGGAGAUAACUCACUUCAUUUUAAUUUGUUUAUAAAAAUAUGAUCCAUUUCAUUUUUGUUUCAGAUAGCACACUUUAUAAACAUAUUGUUUCUUUAUAAACUGGUGAGGGAAUUUGGGCAGUAAAGAAAAUACAUUUUUUAAUAACUAUAUAAAAAAAUGUAUUUUACACAUUUCAUAAACAAACCAGGAAUUACAAUAACAACAAAAAUGAAAAUUCUCAACAAAAUUAAGAGUUUAUUAAAAAUUCUAAAAUAUAGAUAGAUUUUAAAUUAGAGUUUCAACAGAGAAUUUUGAUAAUUUGCUGUUUAUUAAUGAAUUAUUUCCAAAGAAAUUGUCACACAAAUUUAGAGGAUACUUAUGUCCAGAAGAUAUUCCAAAUGUUUUUAUAAAAAUCUGCUUAGGUUUAUUUAUGGAAUCAAUAAAGUUGGGUAUGUCUUUCCACAGGAUAGAAAUGUCCAAGAAACAAAAAUUUUGAUCCUAUUUAUCUCUAAAAAUAGCACAUGCAGGUACAGUUUUAUUACAUAUUUGAAUUGACUAGGUGAAAAGUAGCUUGUAUGCAAAUUUUCAUAAAAAAAAACACAGUGGAAUCAAAAUUGUAUCAUAUGCCCUUAAGCGGUCAGAUACUGGCUCCGAUUAUACUUGUUCCCUUGUGCACAGUAUUGCAAAGUUCUAAUCAAAUGGGGAUAAUCAGUUUAACUAUGUAAAUAUAGUAAACAAUCUCCAUGUAAAGUUUUUCUUUAUCAGAUACAUCACGUGUUGAUCAUUUAAAUAACCAAUUUCAUGCACAAUAGUUCGAUAAAAUGAUUUUCAUCACAUUUGUAAAAUAUUUUUUUCUGUACCCAAAGGUUUAACUGGGACAUAGAAAUAUGAUCAAUUGGUCUUUCUCAGCUGUCAUUCAUAUUCUACAUUUCCUCAAAGAGUUUUAAGAUGCUUUGUUUAAAAGGCAUAUGCAAUUUGGAAAGAUAAUCUUUUACAGAAUUCUACAGUGCAAAAGGAUAAAUUAUGAACUUAUAGGGAUAAUUUCAGAAGGAAGACUUAUCUAAAUGUUGUGAAGAAUUUUGAAAUUUUAAAAAAGCACCUCAUGAGAAUCAGUGCUCGUAAAUUAGCUAUUGAGCAGGGUAGUUAUAAAAAGGUUGAAAAAGAUAUAAAAUCAUAAAAAUAUGAUAACUAAAAUUGACAUUUCCUUAAAGAGUCCAACCAAGAGAUGAAAAUUGGAAUCAAUAAAAUUUUGUAUCAUACAAUUUUUUUUACUUGAAAAAAAGAUAAUAAUUAAACAAUGCUGCCAUUUGUUACUAUGGAAAACAAGUUGUUAUUGACCAUAAUUUGGCCUGUACAGAAUAAAGAUUUACUGGUAAUUCACAUUGUUUUAUAAUCUGAUGUAAUUAUGUAUAAAUUCAGUCUGAUGUUCUAUUUCACAAAGACAAACAAUGCACCACUUUACAAACUGUUCACAUCAUGGUUUAUUAAUCAUGAGUUUGUAUAUUUCAAAUUGUAUCAAUUUUAUGGAUGUUGAUCAAUUUUUUAUAACAAUGUUUACACAGGCUUUGUACAUUUUGAAAAAAUAUGUUUUCCCAAAUAUGAAAUGAUGACAUACAUUUGUAUAUGUAACAUGUUUUUCAAUAAAAAAUACAUUUGUGUUAA